This is a messenger RNA of Lampris incognitus (smalleye Pacific opah), 3000 nucleotides long. RefSeq names its product splicing factor 3b, subunit 2 (gene sf3b2). Gene Ontology annotation, cellular component: precatalytic spliceosome; U2 snRNP; nucleus. Gene Ontology annotation, biological process: mRNA splicing, via spliceosome. The coding region runs from base 27 to 2696 and encodes 889 amino acids. The record is from RefSeq and is a predicted model, not a curated record. The transcript is spliced from 22 exons. Lineage: Eukaryota; Metazoa; Chordata; Actinopteri; Lampriformes; Lampridae.
CGUUGUUUGAAAGAACUGAAGCGAACAUGGCGUCCGACGGACCGCCGGGAACCGAGUCUCUCCAGGCCGAUUUAGGGUCCGCGAUUGCGGCGUUAAACACAUGGAGCCACCCGGAGCUUCAGUCCAAGCUUGCGGAGCUCGGAGCUCCCGCCAUGGGUUCCAGAGAGGAACUGGUUGACAGGCUUAAGGGAUACAUGAUACAGACUGGUAUCCUUCUUAAGAAACCCAGUGAUGACAAACCCAUGGGCUCUCAGAUACCAGGCAUUCCCCCUAUGCCACCAAUGCCUAUGCCCCCAAUGCCCCCUGGCAUGGGCAUGCUCCAGGCUAUGAGUAUGAUGUCUGGAGGGCCCCCUCCAACGGGCAUCCUUCUAGGCAUGGAGCCCCCAGGCAUCCCCCCACCUAGCCUGUCCCAGGAGGACCAGCUGAAGAUGGCCCAGCAGAGAGCAGCUCUCAUGAUGCAGCAGGAGGAGCGAGCCAAACAGCAAGUCAAGGGGGAUUCCCGCAUGGAGGAGCACAUGAAGGAACAGGAGCUCCUGGAGCAGCAGAAGAGGGCGGCGGUGCUGCUGGAACAUGAGCGGCAGCAGGAGCUGGCUAAGAUGCAGCAAGGACCAGGUCCGGCCCCCAGGGUCCCUGACCCGAGCAUCAGGCCACCUGGGAUGUCACCCCUGCCUCCAGUCAAUACUGUGAGAGGUAUGGACCAGCGUGCACCUCUGCCUCCUGGUGUCACCAUGAUGCCCAGCCAGAGGCAGAGGGUUCCCCCGCCUCCAGGAGAGGACAGCAGAGAGACCUGGCAGGGAGAUGAGAUGAAUGUCACUGGGCCCAAGAUCCCUCAGGCUCUGGAGAAGAUCCUCCAGCUUAAGGAGAUCAGACAGGAGCAGCUCACUGCUCCCACAGGGGAAGAGGAAGAUGAUGAUGAGGGAGUGGAUAAUGAGAUGACGGGCUCCUCUGCGCCUGGAAUGUCGGAGAAUGACGAUGACGACAGCCAGAUGUCUAAGAAAGACAAAAACCGCAAACGCAGGAACCGCAAGAAGAAGAACAAGAAAAAGCGCGCCCAGGAGAAGAGGGAGCAGGCAGACCAGCAGAAGAAGGAGGUGGAGGGUGAGAAAGAGGCAGAGGUGGAGAUCGAAUACGUCACCGAGGAGCCGGAGAUCUAUGACCCCAACUUCAUCUUCUUCAAGAGGAUCUUUGAAGCCUUCAAGCUGACUGACGAUGUGAAGAAGGAGAAAGAAAAGGAACCAGAAAAAGCAGAGAAAGCUGAGACAGCCGUGCUGAGGAAGAAGGGAUUUGAGGAGGAGAAGAAAGACAGUGAUGACAGCGAUGAGGAAAUCAGACCAGACGUGCCCAAACUGUCCAAGAAGAAGCUGAGGAGGAUGAACAGACUGACUGUCGCCGAACUCAAACAGCUGGUUGCUCGCCCAGACGUGGUGGAGAUGCAUGACGUGACUGCCCAGGAGCCUAAGCUGCUGGUCCACCUCAAGGCCACCAGGAACACGGUGCCUGUCCCCCGCCACUGGUGCUUCAAGAGGAAGUACCUGCAGGGGAAGAGAGGCAUAGAGAAGCCCCCCUUCGAGCUGCCCGAGUUCAUUAAGAGGACCGGCAUCCAGGAGAUGAGGGAGGCCCUGCAGGAGAAGGAGGAUGCCAAAACUAUGAAGACCAAAAUGAGAGAGAAGGUCCGUCCAAAGAUGGGGAAGAUCGACAUAGACUACCAGAAACUCCACGAUGCCUUCUUCAAAUGGCAAAUGAAACCUAAGCUAACCAUCCACGGAGACCUUUACUAUGAGGGCAAAGAAUUUGAGACGCGUCUGAAAGAGAAGAAGCCAGGCGACCUGUCAGAUGAGCUACGCAUCGCUCUGGGCAUGCCCGUUGGACCUAACUCCCACAAGGUGCCCCCUCCAUGGCUGAUAGCUAUGCAGAGAUAUGGACCCCCUCCCUCUUACCCCAACCUCAAGAUCCCUGGACUUAACUCCCCCAUUCCAGAGAGCUGUACCUUUGGCUACCACGCCGGAGGCUGGGGAAAGCCACCAGUAGACGAGAUGGGCAAGCCACUGUACGGCGACGUGUUUGGGACCAACGCCGGAGACUUCCAGGCCAAAGCAGAGGAGGAGGAGGUAGACCACACACCAUGGGGGGAACUGGAGCCUUCAGAUGAAGAGUCGUCAGAGGAAGAGGAAGAGGAGGAGAGCGACGAGGAGAAACCAGACGAAACGGGAUUCUUCACACCUGCAGACAGUGGGCUGAUCACCCCAGGUGGAUUCUCCUCAGUGCCUGCAGGCAUGGAAACCCCGGAGCUGAUCGAGCUGAGGAAGAAGAAGAUUGAGGAAGCCAUGGACGGGAACGAGACACCGCAGCUCUUCACCGUGCUGCCGGAGAGAAGAACCGGCUCUGUGGGGACGGCCAUGAUGGGCUCCACACACAUAUACGACAUAUCAGGGGCCAUGGCAGGUCGCAAGGUGGGCGGAGGCCAGGACUCUCAGGGUGUGGAGGUGGCCCUGGCCCCCGAGGAGCUGGAGCUGGACCCCAUGGCCAUGACCCAGAAGUACGAGGAGCACGUGAGGGAGCAGCAGGCCCAGGUGGAGAAGGAGGACUUCAGCGACAUGGUGGCCGAGCACGCCGCCAAGCAGAAGCAAAAGAAGAGGAAGGCCCAGCCGCAGGACACGCGAGGCGGUGCCAAGAAAUACAAGGAGUUCAAGUUUUAAAGCAGCAACACACACACACACACACACACGGGGUGAAGAACCAGCGGGUGGACCCUGAGGACGGACGCUGACCCCACACCAUCCAUCUGCUAGACCGACAAUGUUUGUCUACAUUUUUUAAAUCACAAAGGUGUGUCUCAUCUGAUCAGUGAUUCGAACCCCCUCCAGGUGAUCGGCGUGAACGUCUUACUUCCUGGUUGUUGUUGGGGUUUGUUUUUUUUUUUUUUGUCCCUUGUUAUUUUUGUUUCUGUGUAGCCGUGCUCUUUUUCCCUGUUCUUUUUGUAAAUAAAACGAGUUGACUUCC